Molecule: messenger RNA, 3903 nt
Organism: Heteronotia binoei (common prickly gecko)
Lineage: Eukaryota; Metazoa; Chordata; Lepidosauria; Squamata; Gekkonidae
Gene: ERCC4
Product: ERCC excision repair 4, endonuclease catalytic subunit
Exons: 11
Coding region: 56-2752 (898 amino acids)
Biological process (GO): resolution of meiotic recombination intermediates; nucleotide-excision repair involved in interstrand cross-link repair; double-strand break repair via homologous recombination
Cellular component (GO): nucleotide-excision repair factor 1 complex
Molecular function (GO): single-stranded DNA binding; single-stranded DNA endonuclease activity; damaged DNA binding
Source: RefSeq, a predicted model, not a curated record
UUGCGCAUGCGCGUUGAGGCCGCCGGUGCUUGACAGCGCUGGCUGCUUCCCGGUCAUGGCGUCGGCGCCGCUGGAGCACGAGACUCAGAUCUUCCUGGAUCUCUUCCAUCAGGACGGGUUGGUGGUCUGCGCCAGGGGGCUGGGCAUCGACCGCCUCCUCCUGCGCUUCCUCCGCCUCUACUGUGUGCCCAACAACUUGGUCUUGGUUCUGAACACCAGCCCUGCAGAGGAGGAGUUCUUUAUUGACCAAUUGAGGACCUGCGACGUGGCCCAUCUGCCUCGGCGCAUUACAAACGAAAUCCCCAGCAACAGCCGGUAUGAAGCGUACAUGCAAGGAGGCGUCAUAUUUGCCACUAGCCGGAUCCUUGUGGUGGACUUCCUGACAGGCCGAAUUCCUUCUGAUCUCAUCACUGGCAUCCUCGUGUACAAAGCCCACCGAAUCAUUGAGUCAUGCCAAGAGGCCUUUAUCUUGCGGCUCUAUCGGCAGAAGAACAAGCAGGGCUUCAUCAAGGCCUUCUCGGACAAUGCCGUGGCUUUUAGCACCGGGUUUUGCCACGUGGAAAGAGUGAUGAGAAACCUCUUCGUCAGGAAGCUUUACCUGUGGCCAAGGUUCCAUGUUGCGGUGCACUCCUUCUUAGAGCAGCACAAGCCCGAAGUGGUGGAGUUACAUGUGAACAUGACCCCGGCCAUGCGCGCCAUCCAGAGCUCAGUCCUGGACAUCCUGAAUGCUUGUUUGAGAGAACUGAAGCAUUGCAACCCUGCCCUGGAAGUGGAGGACCUGUCGCUGGAAGAUGCCAUUGGCAAGUCUUUUGACAAGACAAUCCGCCACUAUCUGGAUCCGCUUUGGCACCAGCUGGGCACGAAAACCAAAUCGUUGGUCCAAGACUUGAAGAUUCUCCGGACUUUGCUGCAGUAUUUGACUCAGUACGACUGCGUCACCUUUCUGAACCUUCUGGAAUCCUUGAGGGCCUCAGAAAAAGCCUUUGGUCAGAAUUCAGGCUGGCUUUUUCUUGAUUCCAGCACUUCCAUGUUCCUAAACGCUCGGGGCCGAGUUUAUCACUUUCCAGAUAAAAAGGAAAAUAAGAAAAGGAAAACUUCUGGGAAACCAGAUGUCGAGGAAGAAAAAGGGCAGAGAAGGGAAUUGAUCUUGGAGAGCAAUCCGAAGUGGGAAGCCCUGAAAGAGGUGCUCCAGGAGGUUGAGACGGAGAACGCCAACAGUGACGCUCUUGGUGGGCCAGGACGAACACUUAUCUGUGCAGGGGAUGACCGGACAUGUGCUCAGCUGAAAGAAUUCAUCAUUGUUGGGGCUGAGGCUUUUCUGAUGAGACUCUACCACAAGACCUUUGGGAAGGACAAGGAAGCUAGUGAAGCAUUCCUGAAGGAUAGGAAGGCGGCCGAGUAUGAGGGCGCAGAUCUCGGAGAGCCUUGGGCAAAAAGGGCCAAAAAGAAGUCUUCCAGGCCCAAGAAAAGCAAGCAGAAGCGAGAACUGACUCUCACGCAGAUGGUGGGCAAGUGCGAACUGGACGGUGCGGGGGAGCGAGAAUCCCACAAAGAGGCCAGCAGCGGCGAGGAGAGCGGUGGGGAAGCCAGACCCGAAGACUUCCCGCUGGACCUGCCCUCAGAAUCUUGUUACGGGAUCUUGAAGGAGCCGCUGACUGUGAUCCAUCCCUUGAGCGGCUGCAGCGACCCCUAUGCCCUCACACGAGUCUUGCAUGAGGUGGAUCCCAGAUAUGUUGUCCUGUAUGAUGCGGAGCUGACUUUUGUCCGCCAGCUGGAAAUUUACAAGGCCAGCAGGCCCGGGAAGCCUUUGAGGGUUUACUUCCUUAUAUAUGGAGGGUCGACGGAAGAGCAGCGCUAUCUGACCACGCUAAGGAAGGAAAAAGAAGCGUUCGAGAAACUCAUUCGAGAGAAGGCCAGCAUGGUCAUCCCUGAAGAACGAGAAGGACGAGACGAGACGAAUUUGGAUCUAGCAAGGGACGGGACUCCCGCUGCCUUUUCCACCGAUACGCGCAAAGCAGGUGGCCAGGAUCAGAAAAGCGUCCAACACAGCAUCGUGGUGGACAUGCGCGAAUUUCGCAGUGAGCUCCCGUCUCUGAUCCAUCGCCGGGGCAUCGACGUCGACCCCGUGACCCUGGAAGUCGGCGACUACAUCCUCACGCCCGACAUCUGCGUGGAGCGCAAGAGCAUCAGCGACCUGAUCGGCUCCCUCAACAACGGGAGGCUCUACGGCCAGUGUGUCUCCAUGUGCCGCUACUACAAGCGCCCCGUGCUCCUCAUUGAGUUCGACCCCGCCAAAUCCUUCUCCCUCACCUCGCGGGCUUCUCUCCAUCAAGAGAUCUCCAGCAACGAUGUCACUUCCAAACUGGUCCUGCUCACCCUCCACUUCCCCCGCCUCCGGCUCCUCUGGUGCCCUUCCCCUUAUGCCACCGCCGAGCUCUUUGAGGAGCUCAAGCAGAACCGGCUCCAACCCGACCCAGUGGCAGCCGCAGCCAUCACGGCCGAUUCAGAAAGCCUCCCCGAGUCGGACAAGUACAACCCGGGGCCCCAGGACUUCUUGCUCAAAAUGCCGGGGGUGAACGCCAAGAACUGCCAGGCCGUCAUGAAUCGCGUCAGGAGCCUGGCGGAACUCUACACUCUCUCUCAGGAGCAGCUGGCGGAACUGCUGGGCAACGCCGGCGGUGCCAAACAGCUCUACGAAUUCAUUCAUUUGCCAUACACAGAAGCCAUUUCUCAAGGGAAAGCCAAGAGGUGAUGAAGGGCCAUCGGGGCUCCCUGUGAAUCUAAGAGCAAAAAGGACCUUUGGUAACUGCCCUAGUAUCUUUAGGGCUCAUCUAUGUAUUUGGAUAUGGGCAGGGUUUUUUGUUUUAGCAGGAGCUCAUCUGCAUAUUAGGCCACAUGCCCCUGAUGUGGCCGGUCCUCCUGGAGCUUACAGUAGGCCCUGUAAGAAGAGCCCUGUAAGCUCUUGGAGAAUUGGCUACAUUGGGGUGUGUGGCCUGAUAUGCAAAGGAGCUCUUGCUACAAAAAAAGCCCCGGAUGUGGGGAAUGAUUCACUGCAAUCUCCUUGGGAUCGUACUCCGCUCCAGAAUGCAGGUGAGGGUACCUCAUGUUUGAUUUGACAAAAGGCACCUUGCGUGUAGAUAGGUAGCCUAUAAAUUUUUAGCAUACCCUAUGCCUUAAUGUUUUCUCUGUGCAGGGAUUUUUAAAAAAAAAUGCGUAGGGGAACAUUUCAGAUUUCCCAUCUUUCCUCUCCUGCAUUUUAGCUCAGUCCAAGGCACCCUUGGGCUGUGUCUCUUUUCAUAUUUUUGAGAAUUGACUCCACGUGUUGCGUCAUUCUGGGAUGGUUUUGGUGCCUUUUGGCAUGGCCAGCCUAGAAAUUUUCAAAGAAGUGUCCUACAAACAGGGCUUUGUAGCAGGACCUCCUUUGCCUAUUAGGCCAUACCCCCCUAAUGUAGCCAAUCGUCCAAGAGCUUACAAAGCUCUUCUUACAGGGCCUACUGUAAGCUCUUGGAGGAUUGGCUACAUUAGGGUGGGGUGGGCCUAAUAUUCAAAGGAGCUGCUACAAAAAAAGCCCUGCCUACAAGUAUUUACUAAUUGAGAUGAAUAGGUAAAGGAUGCUACGUUAUCAGUUGUAAACUCCUUCGCGCUUCAGGCAUAGAACUGUCACAUCGUGUUCACAAACUGGAGCCUUGAUUUUCCAUGCGGCUGAUUUGUCUGCCCUUCCAGACUAAGGUUCUAGAGAUUAUGUGGGGCAGAAUUAGAAUCUUGGGGAAUGGGGUGUAAUUGCAUUGUUUUCACGGUUGUCUGCUUCUAGCACAUGCCCUAUUUUCAUGGAUCUUUUUAACACAUAUUGUCCAAGGUGAGCCAAUGAAAUGCCUGUGAAUAAACUCAUCGCUGGUGCUCUUU